AGUUAUCGACGAAAUUCUCAGUAUUCAAGAAGAUACCGAAUACAAUAGUGAUACUUGUUUAAUUCUAGCUGACCGUGUUGAUGUUGUCUCGCCGGCCAAUCAUGCUUUUAAUUGCGCAUUCGUAAAGUUUCAUAAAGUUUUAGUAGACAUUCGAGAAUUCAUAAAAGAUAUUUCGCAACUUAACGGAUUACACCGGGAACGCGAACAAAGAAUACUAGUCGAAGAUGUCCUUAAAACUCAAAAG
This is a messenger RNA of Acaulospora morrowiae, 244 nucleotides long. The record is from the annotation of a GenBank genome assembly. NCBI's taxonomy places the organism in Eukaryota, Fungi, Glomeromycota, Glomeromycetes, Diversisporales, Acaulosporaceae.